Messenger RNA from Agrilus planipennis (emerald ash borer), 1027 nucleotides. Its product is annotated as serine/threonine-protein kinase PITSLRE-like. The record is from RefSeq and is a predicted model, not a curated record. Gene Ontology annotation, biological process: protein phosphorylation; regulation of mitotic cell cycle. Bases 2 to 1027 code for a protein of 341 amino acids. The transcript has a single exon. Gene Ontology annotation, molecular function: ATP binding; cyclin-dependent protein serine/threonine kinase activity. Gene Ontology annotation, cellular component: nucleus. Lineage: Eukaryota; Metazoa; Arthropoda; Insecta; Coleoptera; Buprestidae.
AAUGUCCGAGAAAAGUCGUUCUCGCAGUCGUACUCAAACUCCUAGUCGAAGUAGGAGUAGAAGCCGAUCCUCAAGAGAAGAUUCGGCCCCUUCAGAUCGUCGAUCACUCAGCCGAAGCGUAAGCCGAGAAAGGUCGGCAUCCACAUCUCCAAAAAGUAAUGGUAAAACCGACGUGAAAGUGUCUGAUACAGAAGAAGAACCAAAGGACGAAGAAAAGAAAAAGAUUGAUUUCGACGAUGAUCUGCCCCCUUAUUAUCCCGCCCUACAGGGCUGUAGAUCAGUUGAAGAGUUUCAGUGUUUGAAUCGUAUUGAAGAAGGCACUUAUGGAGUUGUGUAUAGAGCCCGUGACAAACGAACAGAAGAAAUAGUUGCCCUAAAAAGAUUAAAAAUGGAAAAAGAAAAAGAAGGCUUUCCCAUUACUUCUUUAAGAGAAAUAAAUACACUACUUAAGGGACAACACCCGAAUAUUGUAACCGUUAGAGAAAUCGUAGUGGGCAGUAAUAUGGACAAAAUUUUCAUUGUCAUGGACUAUGUCGAGCAUGAUUUAAAGUCUUUGAUGGAAACCAUGAGGCAUAAGAAACAAAGUUUUACUCCAGGAGAGGUUAAAUGUUUGCUCAAACAAUUGUUAUCAGCAGUAUCUCACUUACAUGACAACUGGAUUUUACACAGAGACUUGAAAACGUCGAACCUUUUAUUGUCCCAUAAAGGGAUCCUUAAGGUGGGCGACUUUGGGCUGGCAAGAGAAUAUGGAUCGCCGCUGAAACAGUACACGCCCAUUGUAGUUACUUUGUGGUAUCGGGCGCCCGAGUUACUCCUUUGUACUAAAGAGUAUUCCACACCAAUCGACAUGUGGUCUGUAGGGUGUAUCUUUGGCGAGUUGCUUUCAAUGAAUGCAAUUUUCCCUGGAAAAUCAGAAGUAGAUCAACUUAAUAGAAUUUUUAAGGUAUGUAAAGACUUCCAAUUUUUUAAAAUCACUAAUGGGAUANUUAUUACUGCUGAAAUAAUAAAGCCAAUAAAGUGCCUGUGA